Molecule: messenger RNA, 8346 nt
Organism: Microplitis demolitor
Lineage: Eukaryota; Metazoa; Arthropoda; Insecta; Hymenoptera; Braconidae
Exons: 5
Coding region: 316-5265 (1649 amino acids)
Cellular component (GO): nucleus
Source: RefSeq, a predicted model, not a curated record
UAUAGUAUAGAAAAAUAAGCAGAAAUAAACAAGUACUCAUCGCAAAAAGUACAAAACUACUGCAAAUACAGUGAGUACAUUGACAAGUACUUAAAUAUUGUUCACUAUUCGUCUCAGUCUGUAUUGAUAAAGAAACACCUUAAACUUUUUAUUUUUUUUAUCAACAAUUGUGUCAACUUUGCAACGCUACUCAACAAAAGAUAAUUAUAAACAUAUUCAAUAUUUACUCUUCAUAAACGUGCGACUAUGAAUUUAAAAAUGUUCAAAACAAGUAUUUAAAAUUAGCACCUAACAAUAAACGUGGUUAAUGAUAAAAUGAACGAUUUUGAGAGAGCAGUACCUAAAUUUAAGAAAACAAAGUCAGCAGCUUUUAAAUGGGGUCAGCAAUAUUACACGGCAUUGAGGGAUGCAGUUUUUCCAGUAAAACAUAAUUUUUAUACCACGCCGGAAAUACCGAGAACGUUAAGAGAAAAUAAUAAUUCUAAUAAAGGACAAUUUGUUUGUUUUCAAUGCGGUGAUAGCUUUCAUUUUCAAAGCAGUCUUGACGAUCAUAAUGCACGGUACAGUUGGAUCCUCGGCUACUGGUGUCGCCACUGCACGAAAUUACAGUGUACACAUCAAAAAAAUUCAAAUCCCCAGACGCCCUCUACCGAAACCACGUGUAUCAAUUGUAAAAAUGAAUUGAAAAAAAGAUGCGCGUACUUCAAAGCACGGGGAUUGACCCCAGGCCAAAAUGUUGGUAAAAUUCUUAUUUUCUACAAUCAAUGCCAGUUCUUCGGACAUCUCAAGGAACAUGGGAUCGGAAUGGUUGACAUGUGCGAUAUGAUGUUGAUGCCUAUUCCCAUGACUAUCCAAUCUGACGAGUAUGCACAGUUGGACACUGUCUGCAAGACGUUGUUCGAAUGCAUGUUCAUCAAGAGCAUUCACAUAAUGGACUGGUUGCGCCUAGAAAAUAUUAAUUUUAAAUGGUGGACUGCUAAAGACACUGAUGAUAAUCCCGUUGGAAAAUUAUUGCAGCAGUACGAAGUACAUAUUGUCAAGGCUAACAGAUUGACCAAAACAAUCAAAGACGAAGACUUGAUUGCAAUAAAUAAAUGUACCGAUGAUGAAGAUAUUAACGAUCCUGAUAACGACCAUGAUAAGUCAGUAGAAAUAAUUGAGAUGAGUGACAAUCAUUGUGAUUUAAACGAAAUCGAGUUUGUUGAUUGCGCUUCGCUUGAUGAAACAAUCCAGACAACCGAAGUUGAAACCACGACAUCUACAGCAACUUCUUUGUCUAAUUCACAAAAGAUUACAGGAAUGCCAUCAGUGGGAUCUCAACCACUAAAGUCUAAAGAUUUGUUUAAAAUAAUAAACAAACCCUCAGCGAUGUUAACCAACAUGUCGGAUAUUAAUAAGAACUCAUUUACGCAGUUGGUUAAUCGUAAUAUUAAAAUAUCAACUUCCAAUUCAUUGCAGUCAACUAAUCUGCCUAAAAAUAAUAUUAAUAACAAUAAUAAUAAUGUUAAUAAUAAUAAUAGUAGUAGUAAUAGUAAUAAAGGUCAGCAGAUAAUAAUAAUAAAUCAGAACAAAGACGAUAAAAACAAUGAGGUUAAAACAAACUUGCAAUGUGUUUUAGCCAACUCUAAACAAGAUGGCGGUACAAAAAAAGUUUUUACUCAAACGGCCGAUGGUCGGUUGGUUUUACAACCCGGAGCUAAAGUCAUACUCAAACAAUUAACGAAGCCGAUGAAUUCAUUUAAAAAUGAUGGGGAAACAAAACUAAAUGUACCCAAGUUCAAUAUAGUGAAGAACAAACUGAAAAUAUUACCGGCAAAUUCAAUUUCUAAAACCCUGGUUACUUCGUCGCAUCAAAUAUUGAAAAGUGGAUCAACCUUUACUACUGUCGCGCCCUCAGCUUCGGUUUCGACGGCAGCAGGUUCAGGGGUCGGAGCAGUAACGACCAAACAAACAGUUCUUCAGAUUCGUGAUCAUACGGGAUUGAAAACAAUUUCAGUUGCGCCAGAAAAAUGUGCCAAGUUGAUACCUAUGGAAGCGCUGCAUAAGUCUAAGGAAGUUUUGCAAAAAGAAAUGGAAAAUUUGCAGAAACAAAAUUCAUUUCCUGGACAGAAUCGUAAUAAGUCAUUGAUUAAUUACCGCAUGCAAGCGUCGACUGCUCAAACAAUACAAAUUUCACAAAGUACUCAGAAAUCUGUGCAAACUGCCCCAACAACGGCUCAACGGCUUCAAACUGUUCCAAAAACUAUGCUGACUACUCAGAAACCAAUGACGAGUUUUCUGAAGCCUUUACAAACUUAUCAAAAAUUACAAACUGUUCCAAAACUGGUACAAAAUACUCAGAGCCCUGCGCAAAAUAUAAAAACUUAUCAGAAAUCUCUGCAGACUUAUCAGAAAUCCAAUAAAAAUGUUCAAACUACUGCAGAAAAGUUGCUGAAGCCUAUCGAGUCUCUACUCAAACCCACAGAAGUACAAAAUAGUCAGGACACUUUCAAAAAAAUAAAACUUCCAGAUAAGUCGGACUUCAAUAAACCAGAAGAUGACGUGCCGAUUUUAUUAUCGAUACGCGAUGGCGACACGUGGGUAGACAGCAAUCAGGUACAAAAAGCAGACGGAAAGGGAGCGAAUCUAUUGAAACGAUGCCCGCCGGAAAAGAAACAAACUGUAGUAAGGAAAUAUCGCGAAGCAAUGAUACAAAGUUUUCACCAAUAUCGUAAACGAGUCCUGCCACUGAUUGCUGAUAUCAGAAAAACAAACGAGUACUACGCAAAAACAAAUGUCGAUGUGCACAGCGUGAUAACGGUUAACGAAAUAGCGCUUAGAAAUUUUGAAAAAUUUUUGGACAAUGAUCGCAAUGUAAAGAUGACUGACGACGAUAAAAUAAAUGAAGAGUUUCAUUUCCAUACUGUUAAUUGGGAAAAAAAAAACAGUCAAGCUGAGACUCAAUAUUGCGACCGCUGUCACUUGAAGCUCAGGCCAAAGGAUUAUCUUAUCGGAUUGUCAAAGCCUUCGAAUUGCGAAUCAAAUUACUGUCAGUGUUAUAACUUUAUAUGUCACUUGUGUAACGCACGUCAAGGAACAGCCGCGCGUUACAAUAUUCACAUGAGUUUUCAUAGAAAAGAAUCCCCGUACAUUUGUCCCGAGUGUUUUAAAUCAUUUUCGUCAAUCCAGAAUUUGGAGCUGCACAUUUGGCAGCAAUGUUUUCACAUAAAAACCCAGCAAUCCUGGUCUUGCAAUGUCUGCGAAGUCGAAGGUUUUCUGACAAUCGAACAACUUACGAGUCACUAUUACAAAAUUCACGCAAAGAGCGCCGUUUCUUGUAAUCCUUGUCGUAAAAUAUUUGACUCAUAUAGCGAGUACCGAGUGCACAACAGCGAAGUGCACCAUAGUCUUUCGACAUUCGAAACUACUGAUCGAUUAAUAAAAUGUGAUUUUGGGGAUUGUCUCACUAAACCUGAGUCGUUUUAUUCCCACGUCGCUGCGCACGUUACUGUUGAUCGCAUAACCCAUUACACAUGCCCAUUUUGUACCUUUUCAAUGGGGGAAAUAUCAAUUAAUCGUCAUUUAAUCCAAGACCACGUGUUCAGUGUACACUUGGAACGGCUUAAGGAGGUUAUAACCCACGAUAGUCUUAAGGUAUUUUUAAAAAUGAAUUUAGUCAGUCAAGCAUCAGUAUUUAAACCCAUUGUACCUGCGACCACGGAUAUUAAAAUAGUUAAUGCGUUUCCCAUAACCUCGAAAUGUUUCGAUCAACAAAUAAACCACAAUGCUCAAUUAGUUGACAAUGACGUUACUAUCACUGAUAACAGUAACAAUACUGAUACCAAUGAUUCAGUGAUGCCUAUUAAAAUAGUUGACGUGAGAACGGAGAAAGUUGACGAGCCCGUUAAUGAAAAGCUAGAUGAGGAUGUCACCGAAAUUCCUCAUUCUUCAUUGAAAAUAAUUAACGUCACAUCUAUUUCUGAUAAAUUGUCUGAUUUUAACAACAGUGAGGAUGACAAUAAUGAUAAAGGCAAUGAAAUGAUCAGCAGCUCGAUAGAAAAAUUAUCCAAGCUCGGGGUUUCAUUGAUAGAAAUUAAAAAAAAUGAUAAACAGAAAAAGACCGACGAUGCAGUUAAUGUGAGAAAUAGUAAUGAAGUAUCGAUAAUUAAUAACUACAGUAAACUCCAGAGGCGCUCAUCUCCCCCACCAUUGGUCUUGAUUAAUAACGUUAACCUAUUGGAGCUCGAGAAAGAAACUCAGAGUGAAAAAGAACGGGACAAAAAAAAUUACAAUGAUGACAUAGAAAUUGAAUGCAUUAAAGACAAUAGAAUUGUACCAAAAAACAAUUUAUUUAAUUUCGAUCAAGUUUCGAUACAGAAGAAACCUUACCGACGUGUGCAAUGCCGUCUAGCAAUGAAUGGCCCCAAUUUUAAGAAAGAAAUAAUUCAUUACAAGUGUCAUUUGUGUGAUGAAUUAAUAAAUACCUCCUGGUUUGUCGUUAAUGAUCAUUUUCGAGAGUGUCAUUUUUCUGAUUACAAAAUAGUAAGCGUGACACCUAAAUUGAGACGAUUAACGGAAAUGGAUAUAAUUAAAUAUACUGGGAGAAAACGUAAAUCCGAUUUAAUGAUGACACCGAAAAAACGCAAACGCGGUAAUUUCGGGAAUGGCAAUUUUUACAACACUUGUAAAAAAAUAUCUUUUGACAAAUUCGAAGGAAAUAAUUUGGGAAUUUGCGUUACGCAGGAGUCGCUGCAAGACACGGAAGGCAAUUUUAAGUGUAAAAAAUGUAAUUGUUUGUUUAAAGAUAUUAAUGUACUGAGAGAACAUGUCGCCAGUAAUCAUCGAAUACGGGGACAUUAUUUAGUUUGUCUUGAGUGUGGAGAUAAUUUUAUCGUGGCACCGAGUUUGCAGAUGCACUUGAAAGCUUUUCAUGGUAUUGCUGAUCCUAUUAAAUAUUUAGCGCAAAAUACGGCUUACGCUCCUGACGUUCUUGAUGAAAUUGAAGAACAAGACAAAAUUACUGAGUCCAAUCAAUGCUACGUUUGCUACGCAGUCUUCGAAAGCAAACCGGCUGUCGACAAACAUUUGAGGGUUCACGGGAUGGCUUUUCUUAAUAGAAAACGUAUUGAGGCACGCAAUGCAUUAAAAAGCCCUGAAAAGUAUAAGUCUAAUGAUAAAUCUCCCAGUAACGAAAUUAAUGAUGAUAAGGUCAAAAAGAAAAUAGAAAUUAAGACAGACAAUGAUGAUGAUAAUGCUAAUGUUAGGAUUUUCAGAAAAUUUAUUUAAUUACAAUGAGGAGUAUGUAAGUUUUAUUUUAUGAUUUUCUUUUUUUUAUUGAUAUUAAUUUAUUAUGUAUUGUAUAUAUAUUUUAGUAGCAGUUUAAAUAUUAAUAUUAGGGACUUCUUUUUUUUUUAUUUUGGAAGGAACAAAUAUUUUUAUUGUAUGAUUUGAGGUUAAAAUUUUUGUUUAAUGUUUUUUAAAGGCAAUGUUAAAGCGUAUCUGUAUUUUUUUAACAAAGUUAAUGACUGAAAUGUCAACUGCAUUUAUAUUUUCUCAAUACAAUUAAUGAAAAAUUAAAGCGCAAAUUAAAAUAGCAUACACGCAGAAAAAUUUUUGGUUAAAAUCACCCAAAAAGUCUGAUACUGUGAGGACAUUACCAUGCACAUUGUAAAAUGUACUACUCGAUAGCAUAUAAAUGAAACAAUUUUUACUAACAUCAUAGUAAAAAUUUUGUAAUUGGCUGAAUGUCCUUAUAGUAAUAAACUUUAUAGGUGUUUUACUAGAAAAUUACCUGCGGGUAGUGCACACCUAAGCUGAAGGUAUAGGUGGCAAAUACACAGAUUAGGAUAUUCUAUAAUCCGAUUAGUAAGAUAUCGAGUUUUGGAUAUCUUUGUUUCUAUGCAAAAUGAUUAAAUCCUAUAGGUUAAAUAGAAACACGAAUCUCAAUCCGUUAAUCGGACUAUACCUUCUUAGGUGCUGUGUAUACUUUUUUUCACCUAAAUCAAAUUUUAAUUUUCAUUUUUGUUUGCGGAAAAGUUACCAUAUGCGUAAAUUUAUUCUAUUUGUUUUCGUUUCGAUAAAUUUCGGCUGGCGGGAAAAAUUAAUUAACUAAAUGCAUAUCGAAAAACUGUAGCAUUAGUAAUAUUAUGAAAACAAUGUUUUACUAUUAAUUAACGCUUCAAUUUUUUCUAAAUCUCCGUGUAAAAAAAAUUUGCUCCUGACAGUAAACUUCCAAAAUUGAAACGAUUCUAAACUGAGUUAAACAUUUUUGGAACUAAAAUAACUAGUGUAAAAGUGUGAAAAUUUUUCCACUUGUAUGGACUUUUCUGACGAUUUUUUUUUUUUAAUUUUUUAAGCAAAAUUGAUUUUAAUCGAAAAUUUUGUAAGUUUAAAAUUAGUUCCGAUCAUUCAUUUUUUGGACAAUCUUAGAACAAAUUAAAAAGUAAAAAAAAAACUGACUUUCCCAAAAAGUUCUAGUAUAAGUAAAAAAAUAUUAUCAAAUCAUUUUUAUUUUUUUUUACCUCAUACCUAAAUAAUUCUGGUAAAAGUCGUAAAUGUUUAUAAUUUCUAAUUAAUUCCUUUUUUUAUGUUCUUCAAAACCAAAAAAUUUUCAAAUUAAAUGAUUUUUGUUCAAAAUAAGAAAAACGCAGGAAAAAUCUUUAGUUGAAAAUUGUUCACUUUCCGAUUUUACAGUUUCAAAAAUGUUCAAUUUAAAAUUCAGAAUGGUCUCAAUUUCAGAAGUUCGUCAUAAACAUUUUUGGAAAAAAUUUUUUUUACACGGGUCUGUUGGCAAAAUAUCAAUACGGUUUUAAUAUUUCAGUCAUUGAAUUUUUAUUAAAAGAUACAAGGCAUCGCCUGAGACUACCCUUAAUAAUUUUGAGUCAGAAAAAGAUUGAAAUUUUUUUAAGGAUUUGUUUUAUCAACUGAUUCAUUAAAUAGGUCGUAUUAAUUUGUUGGUUAUAAAUAUUGAAGAGGUAGACUUGGUAUGAAUAUACAUUGUUAUGAAUAUAUUCAUAUGAAUGUCUAAAUAAUCAUUUUUAUGAUUUUCUUGGCAAUAUUGUCAGCUUUUCGAUACAUUAUUCAAAGGCUUUUUUUAAUGUUUUGAAUUUAUACGAAAAUGAUACAAGAAAAAUAUUUUUUUUAUGGCAUUGUAAAUAGAAGCGAUCGUUUUUAAGAAAAAAAUCAACAGGGUUUCUAGUGAAUAGAAAACUUAACCCAUUAUAAUAUUUUAUUUCUGGCUGUAAGAUUAAAAAUACAGCAAAAUUGAAUAAAAGAAAUUUUUUUUAAAUUAGUUCAAUUAUAAUUUAAAAUUUAAAAAGGUAUCAAAAUUUUUCAUUUGGAUUUUUGAUUUGAAUUAAAAUUUUAGCUACACUACUAAAAAUUUUAAUUUCGGUAACUUCUGGGCCAUGUAUCAGAAUCUUUAAGAAUCCGAAUCAGAAUCUUUAAGAAUCCAAAAUUUUUUUAAAAAAGCUUAGAUGCCGUAAGAUGGACAAUGAAGUCGAAUUCGCAACACCGAAAAGCGGGAAAUAUUCAAUAUAUAAAAUAUUGUUUUUUAAACUGUUUCUGAAAAGACCCAGUGCACAUACUGAGUCUCGAAAAAUACAAAGUACACGCAGGGUUAAAUCUGUACUUAUAAAAUAAACAAAAAAUAUUUUCAUUAGUUUUCAUCUCCUUAGAAAAAAUCUCAAGUCUUCAUUGCUACCUCCACUAACGAUUUCUUAAUUUAGGUCGACUAAAAAAUUCAAAUUUUUUUUUUAAACGUAAGUGAUUGUUAUAAAUUUACGAUUCAACUAAUAAAUACUGUGGCGGUUUUCGUCGUUAUUUUUCAAAGAAAAUACAUCCAAUAACUAACAAUGAAAAAAUAGAAAAAAAUGAAUAAAAAAUUUCUAUUGUUCACAUUAAAAAAUUUAAAAUAAUGAAGUAACUUAAUCUUGAAGAUGAAUAGUACUUGAGGUUUUGUUUGUCGUUGAUUGCAUUAACUCACAAUAUUUUUUCCACGUUUUAUCAAUCACUACAUUUUAUAAUUAUAAUCAAUAACUUUUUAUCCCACUAACCAUUAAUUAAAUUAAUAACUGAUUCAAUUAUCUCUGAAUAGUUUUCAUCAAAAACAAUUUUUUAUUUUAUUAAAACAUAUUAUUUAAGUACCAAUCAUAAGGUCACUAUAAAAAAAAAUUGCCAUAAUUUUUUUAUUUAACUCUACUAUAUUUUUUUGUAUGAUGAUUUUUUAUGAAUAAAUUUAUCUUUUUGUAUAAAAUAACAUAAUUCUAUUAAAAUACAUAAGAAAUUUUUUUUACAUAAAUAAAGAUGUCGGUGUAAAAUGAAUUUAAAAAAUUUUUAAUGUCAUUGUUUAUUGAUGAAUUUAAUUAA